Molecule: messenger RNA, 1606 nt
Organism: Poecilia latipinna (sailfin molly)
Lineage: Eukaryota; Metazoa; Chordata; Actinopteri; Cyprinodontiformes; Poeciliidae
Product: gastrula zinc finger protein XlCGF71.1-like
Exons: 1
Coding region: 243-986 (247 amino acids)
Source: RefSeq, a predicted model, not a curated record
GAUUUUCUUCCCGUUUGGUUCAUCCAGGUUCUCCACCUGGUCGUCUCUGUGAGGAGGACGUCCGUAAAGACCAGCGGCUCCUUCACCAGGAGGAAGUCGGACCUCCCCAACAACUACAACUCCCCGAGAUUAAAAGGAAGAAGAAACCACUGCAGCUUCCAGAGGUCAAAGACGAACAUGACGAACUGUGUGUCAGUCAGGAAGCUGAGCAGCUCGUUCUGAAGCAGGAGACGGAAACACUGAUGGUGACAGUCGAGUAUGAUGAACCCGAACCAAGCAACGACCCACUCCUCCCUCAGAGAUCUCCCAAAGCCGAGACUCUGGAGUCAGGGACGAGCAGGUCUGAGGAGCUGGAAGUAAACCGUCUGUCUGAACCAAGCACAAGUAGAACACCUGUCAAAUGUGACUUCUGUGAGAAAGAGUUCAGGUUUCAGUACGCCAUGAGGAGGCAUCGCAAAAUCCACACCGGAGAGAAACCGUUCUCCUGCAAAACCUGUGGGAAGAGUUUCAUCAGAAAGUUUGCUCUGCUGACCCACAUGAGGGUCCACACUGGGGAGAAGCCAUACUCCUGCUCCGUCUGUGGGAAAUGUUUCCGCUGCAGCAGCGACCUGUCAAAGCACACCAGCAUCCACUCCAGUGAGAAACCGUACUCCUGUGAAACCUGCCGGAAGAGCUUCACCACCAAGCGCAGUCUGAUCCUCCACAGCCGGUGUCACUCAGAGGAGAAACCUUACUUCUGUCCCAUUUGUCACAAAGGCUUCAGGAGGAGCGACAACCUUUCAGUUCACAUGAGAACCCAUAUGGAUGAGAAACUGUUCACAUGUGAGUUCUGUGGUAAAAGUUUCAACCAGAACGUCCAUCUGGUGAUCCACAGGAGGACCCAUACGGGGGAGAGCCCGUUCCCAUGCAGCAUGUGUGAGAAACGUUUUAAGAACCGCUCUGCUCUGAACAGUCAUCUCCGGCUGCACGCUCCAGACCCGCUGUAGGAAACCAGAACAGAACCAGAACCAGGAGCUCUGCUGACGCGCCCAGUUUUCAGAUUGUUUUAUUCCUUCUGGUUCCUUUGAGGCAUUUCCAUGGUUUCCAUUGUUUUCGGGUCAGAACCGGGUGUCUGGGUCCGGCUAUCCUCAGAACUGCAGAACUUCUCCAUGAGGACUUAAGGUCCAGAAACGUCUGGUGACCUUCUGACCUUUAGAUCCCAUCCAGGUUUAUCUUGACUUUGUCCGUUUUCCAUCUGAAUGCAUGAAUUACAUCUGCAGAUUGUUUUUCAACUUAAAUGUUAAAUAAUAAAUCUAAAUUAUGUAGAUAUUUUCAGAUAUGAGAAAAUCAGCUUCAGUUCAGCAGAAACAUUUUAAUAACUUUAUGAUGUGUAUUUAGUAACAGCUUGAGGAUUUCUGCUCUGAAGUACAUUUAGAUUUUCACACCAUGAACCAUCAGAUGGGAUAAAUUGGAGGAAAUUAUAUUUUAAAUCAGAAAUGAAAUUAUUUUCUUUUUGUUUAGAAACAACCUUUAAAGUCACUAAAUGUUUUUUUAAUUAUUUCUGAGCCGCAGAUGUUCAAUAAUCUGAUUAUUAAAAACUGAAUUAAAAUGAUGUAAAUAUUUUUAG